CCUCGGCGGCGUUUUCAAGCGGCGGCGCUGAGGGAGCGACAAAAUGGCGGCCCCUGAGGGAGGAGGAUGAGCGGCGGUCGGCAGCGCACUUUGCCUCAGAUCUGGCGGGCGCCCGAGGGCAGAACCGAAAGGCAGGGCUCGGGCGACGACAGCGACGAUGACUUACUGUUGGCAGCCGCCGCCGCCGCGGCGGACCCCGUGCCCGUGGAGGGCUUCAGCGAGGCGGCGGGGUCCAUAUGGAUCUACCCCACCAACCUCCCGGUGCGGCCGUACCAGGAGCGCAUGGCGGGCGCCGCGCUGCUGGCCAACACCCUGGUGUGCCUGCCCACGGGGCUGGGCAAGACCUUCGUGGCCGCCGUGGUCAUGUACAACUUCUACCGCUGGUUCCCCUCCGGCAAGGUGCUGUUCCUCGCCCCGAGCAAGCCGCUGGUGGCUCAGCAGAUGGAGGCGUGCGCCCGCGUCAUGGGCAUCCCCUCACGGGACAUGGCGGAGAUGACAGGAGGAACCCAAGCCCUGGGCCGCCGGGAGCUGUGGAAUACCAAGAGAGUGCUUUUCCUUACCCCUCAGAUAAUGGUCAAUGACCUGUCUCGGGGCACCUGUCCCGCUGGGGACAUUAAAUGUUUGGUUAUUGAUGAAGCCCACAAAGCCCUUGGGAAUCAUGCCUACUGCCAGGUUGUGAGGGAACUGAGCAAAUACACCAGCCAGUUUCGGAUCCUGGCCCUGAGUGCCACCCCAGGCAGUGACACCAAGGCUGUGCAGCAGGUUAUCUCCAACUUACUGAUCGCUCGGAUAGAGGUGUGUGCUGAGGAUUCCCCGGAAAUCCAGCCUUAUUCUCACGAGAGACUGGUGGAAAAAAUUGUAGUUCCACUUGGGGAAGAGCUGGCAGGAAUUCAGAACACUUACAUCCAGGUGCUCGAGGCAUUCACUGGCCGACUGAUCCGAAUGGGAGUUUUGGCCAGGCGGGACAUUCCCAACCUGACCAAGUACCAGAUCAUCCUGGCAAGGGACCAGUAUAGGAAAAACCCCUCUUCACAGCAUGUGGGAGUCCUCCAGGGCGUCAUUGAAGGGGACUUUGCCCUCUGUAUCAGUCUGUACCAUGGGUAUGAGCUGCUGCUGCAGAUGGGAGUCCGGUCCUUGUUCAUCUACCUCUGGGGAAUUAUGGAUGGAGCCAAAGGGCUGACCCGCACGAAGAACGAGCUGGGGCGUAACGAGGACUUCAUGGGGCUCUACCAGCACCUCCAGGACAUGUUCUCAGACAUGGCUGUGGCUCCAGACACUGCAGGUGUUUGCAGGAGUAACACAGCACUGGAUAAGAAAAAGGAAUUCAUCUACAGCCAUCCAAAAUUAAGGAAAUUGGAGGAAAUUGUAAUAGAACACUUCAAAUCCUGGAAAAAUAGGUGCUCUGAGCAGGAGGGGAGUGAAGGCCCCUCUGGGGACACCAGGGUGAUGAUCUUCUCCUCGUUCCGGGACAGCGUGCAGGAGAUUGCGGAGAUGCUGUCCCGCCUCAGCCCGGCCGUCCGGGCCAUGACGUUCGUGGGACACUCCACAGGCAAGAGCACCAAAGGCUUCACCCAAAAGGAGCAGCUGGAGGUGGUGCGGCGAUUCCGGGAGGGCGGCUACAACACGCUGGUGUCCACGUGCGUGGGGGAGGAGGGCCUGGACAUCGGGGAGGUGGAUCUGAUCGUGUGCUUCGACGCCCAGCGCAGCCCCGUGCGCCUGGUGCAGCGCAUGGGCCGCACCGGCCGGCGCCGCCACGGCCGCAUCGUCGUCAUCCUCGCCCAGGGCCGCGAGGAGAGGACUUACAACCAAAGCCAGUGUAGCAAAAGGAGCAUCCACAAAGCCAUUUCGGGGAACAAAACCCUUCAUUUCUACCAGCACAGCCCACGGAUGGUUCCAGAAGGCAUCAACCCCCAGGUGCAUAAAAUGUUUAUCACUGCUGAGAAGUACGAGCCAGGCAACUCCAGGGUGCUCUGCAAAGAGAGGAGAUCCAGCUCCCUGCAGCACAAAUCUGCUCCCUUUUCCUGUGUCAUUGGCCAGAAGCAAACUGUCUCUCAUGAGAACUGGUCCCUGUCACCUGAGGAAUAUGAAAUAUGGGACAGACUCUACAGGAUUAAGGAGAGUGAUGGAAUAAAGGAACCGGUGUUGCCUCAAACUCAGUUUGCAACCUUAGAAAACCUGGAAGAAAUACCAGAGAAGGAGCAGGAGCAGGGGGCAGUCCGGCUGCUCUCCCUGUGCGAGUGGAGCCUCUGGCAGAGCCAGCCCUUCCCCACCGCCCUGGUCGGGCACUCGGAGCCCUGUCACCAUUUCAUCAGCCUCAUGGAAAUGAUGGAGCAGAUGAGGCAGGAGCAGGGAGACUGCGGCUAUGGACGGGAGCUCCAGCCCCACCUCCGUGUGGAAGAUGUAAAUAUUCCAAGGAAUAAAAGGCAUCUCCACACAGCCAACUCCAGCUGGGGUCAGAGAGCACGAUCCUCCAGGAAAGACAUGGCACACUCAUCCAAAAGGAAACCAUUCCUGCCUGAUGGGGGUGAUAACGAGAGUGAACUCUUCACCACCUUUAAAAUAACCAAGCCAAAGCCUCCCAGAAGAACUCCUGGAUCCAGUGUGGGAGCGGGUCCUUCGGCUUCUGCCUCGGGAGGGAUUGCUCUGGAUGAACAGCCUGACCAGGACACUGAGAGGGACGAGGAGCUGGAGGUGACAUUUGACUUAAAUGCAGUUAUCGACCUGUGUGACAGCAGUGACAGCACUGACAUUGCUGACAGUCCAGCAGCUCAGGGAAACAAACCUGCAGGCAAAGCUCCUGCAUCCCUGGGGAUGCUCCCUGGGGAUUCAGGGUACGAGACAUCCCCAGUGUCCUCAGACCUGUUCUAUCUCCCCGAAUCCUACAGGGAUUCACUCGGGACACCGUCCCAGGAGCCUCCUGGCUUACAACUGACAUUGUCCCGUGUGCAGAGGCUUUUGUCACAGUCCCCUCCCCCCAUUCCCUCCUGGAAUGAACUCGAGGACUUGGAGAACGUGGUGAGGAAUGAGGAAGCAGUAUGUCCUGUCCCAGAGGUUAUCCCCGAGGGUCACUCCGUGGAACUGCAGGACAAAGCCUUCUCCGUGUCCUCAGAAGCUGAUCCUUCACUGCUGCUCGUGGAAAAUCCCAAACUGAACGUCCCCAGGGAAUUCUGUGCUCCAACAAGUCCCCAUUUGUCCAAAACUGCCUCAUCUUCCAAGGCUGCCGUUGUUGAAGAGGAGCACGCCUGGAAUGACAGCUUUGAUGGGCUGUUUGACAACGAGGAAUUCCCUGACAUCCAAGGGAAGCCUCCAGCCACAAACCCCCCUUCAAACAGGCAUUUUGCGCACAGAGACACCGAAGGUGGUGUUGGUGGAGAGCAGAGCAUCCAUUUGUUUGAGGAUGAGCCUGGGGAUGGCACUGGGGACGGCGGGUUAUCCGUGAGCGAGGAGCCUCCAGCCAGGUCAGAGCCAGGUGGGAACGUCAUCGGGACAGAUGGAGAGGGGGGAUCCAAGGGGGCUCCCUCAGAGAGGCCCUGUGUGAACACCAGCAGCUGCAGGGAGCAGCCCCAAAGCAGGAAAUCCAUGGAAACUCCUGGAGUGCCCGAGCAGGGCCUGGAGAACGAGGAUCUGUCCAACUGUUCCCAGGAGCUGUUCUCCGUCACCUUCGACCUGGGCUUUUCCAUCUCAGACAGUGACAGUGAACCCCCUGAGGAGAACAGGAACACCGAGAGCACCAGCAAAGCAAACGCUGCCUCGGGGAGGGGGGCAAAAUCCACUGAGGAUGGAGAGAGAUUCCAGAGCGAUGGUGCCAGGCUGGAAACCUCACCAGAACGGGAUUGCAGAGUUCUGGGGAGAAGAGCCAUUUCCACACCACUGCCACUCCAGAGCAGGGGCCUGAGUGACAGGGAAGGGCCAGAGCCUGCUCCUGCUGCAGUGCCUUUCCUCAGGUCAGGAGGCAGGAGAACGGGAAGGGCAUCACCUGAACCUUUGCCUUUGGCACUUUCGACCCCCGUAAGCAGGAAGGGUGGGAAUGUCCAAGCCAUCAAAAGGAUUCCUAGGAAAGUCUUCUCCAGUGCCAGGGAGGAGACUCCAGAGGUGCCUCUUGGAGGUGAAGUCCCUAAAAGCUCACAUGGGCAGAAGUUUGGGAGUUCAGCUGUGGAUUCCCCGUUAGGAAGAACUGCAGAGCUGGAAGACACCGCCCUCCGUGGAUCCCGGGUGUGUCCUGCUGCAGGAACCAGCAGUGAGAGCGAGGAGGAGAUCGUUUUCCAGAGAAAAAACAGGACGAAAAAGAAUGUUUUGAGGUCUCCUGAUGGGAUGGACGACAGUGACUUCGAGCCCCCCCAGCACCACCUCACCAGGAAGCGCCGGCACCCCCUGAGCAUGUCAGAGUCCAGUGAUGACAGUGGGGAUUUUGCCCAGAACUGGAGCAGGACCACGAGGAGCAGCUCCACAGCCCGGAACAAACUCCGGCCAGGACGUGCCAAGCGGGUCAGGAGCAGUCCCACAUCCAAGGCUGCAGCCAGGCAGUUCCUGCAGGAGGAGGCAGAGCUGUCCCAGCACGGCGCAGAGGGGCUGUCCUCGGACGAGAGCGACGGGGCCGAGGAUGAGCUGAGCUCCUCCAUGGCCCAGUUCCUCAACGACGAGGGGGAGGUCACACAGGCCCUGAACGAGUCGGAGAUGCAGGCGCUGUACCUGGAGUCCGUGCGCAGCCCUGCCCUGGGCAGCAGGAGCAGGAACGUCCGUCGGGAAUUCAACAGCUCGGACAUUUUCUCACAGAUUCCUGAGCAGGACCUGGAGUACAUGGAGGACAGUUUCUGUGUGGGGGAUGAGGAGGAGGAAGGCUGCAGCCAGAGUGGGCCCAGUGAGAAGGAGGAGGAGGAAGAGGAGGAGGAGGAGGAGCAGUGUGUGAGCAUCAGUCUCCUCCCCAGGGACAGUUUCCUGGCUGGUCCAGGCCGGUAUCUCACCCGGCACAGGACGAGACUGAACCAGGCCAGGCCGGAGCACAGGAGGAAACCAUCUCGGAUCAGGGUCAUCAGUGACUCCAGCGAGGAGGAGACAGCUGUCAGCAGGGAGGAAUCCAUGGAAGGCUGUUCCAGGGCAGAGCAGGGCAGUGCAGAGUGCCCCGAGCCCCCUGCACAGCACAGCAGUCGUGCUGGGGCCAGCCCAGCUCCUCGGCCUGGGGAGCCUCCCCCUGAGCACCACAGGGAGCUGCUGCUUGGCCUGGAGCCUCUGGUGUGUGAGAGGCUGGAUCUGCACCCAGACCAUCCCAACAGGAGCACAUCCUUCUCACCAGCUGUCCCUGGCUCUGUCCAGGCUGCCAGUGAGUCCCUGGGUGAUCUCCAGCCCUCGAAGGUGAAGAGCUCCUGGAAGAGCCCCUGUGGGAGCACCUCAGACCCAGCAUGUCCUGCAGCCACAGCCCCCUCCCCAGCCCUAGCCGGGUUGUGCCGGGACCCUGCAGGGAGAGGCCCUUCCCUGAGCAUCCUGGCAGACAGCAGGGAGAUCUGCUGUGGGGCACAGGUGAUCUCCUCCCUCAGGGCAGUGCAUGGGCUGCGGGUGCAGGUCUGUUCCCUGGGCAGCUCCGACUACAUCGUCAGCACCCGCCUGGCCGUGGAAAGGACCUUCCAGUCGGAACUGCAGGGCCCUGGGAACAGGAACAGGCUGAGCCAGCGCCUGCAGCGCCUGCAGGGCCUGUUCCAGAAGGUCUGUGUCAUCCUGGAGACAGACAGGACCAGACCAGGAGACGUGUCCCGUUCGUUCCAGAGGACUCAGUACUACGAUGGGGUGCUCUCAGCCCUGGUCCAGGCCGGCAUCCGCAUUCUCUUCAGCUCCUGCCAGGAGGAGACUGCUGUUCUGCUCAGGGACCUGGCCCUGCUGGAGCACAGGAAGGGAGCUGCCAUCGGGGUUCCCACCGAGCUCGAGGGGCCCCGGCGGGACCUGCUGGGCUUCUACCUGAGCAUCCCCUGCCUCAGCUACGUGGGGGCCCUGCAGCUCUGCCACUGCUUCAGCUGCCCCCGCCAGCUGGCCAACAGCUCCCCCUCGGCUGUGGCUGCGGCGGCGCGGCUGAGCCCGGAGCGUGCCGAGGAGAUCCAGCGGUACCUGCGCCACAGCUUCGACCCCCAGCUGCUGCCACAGCCCCCCCGGGCCGGCGGGGAGGGCCCUGCAGCCCCCCGGAGCUGAGGGCUGGGACUCGGGCCCUGCACUGCACUUUACUGGGGUUGGUGUCCGACCCAAUAAACCCUUCCCAAGCACCGGGCUCUGGGAGCCGCG
Messenger RNA from Empidonax traillii (willow flycatcher), 6264 nucleotides. It is a transcript of the gene FANCM, whose product is annotated as FA complementation group M. The coding region runs from base 67 to 6174 and encodes 2035 amino acids. Gene Ontology annotation, molecular function: 3'-5' DNA helicase activity; four-way junction helicase activity; ATP binding. The transcript has 23 exons. Gene Ontology annotation, biological process: interstrand cross-link repair; double-strand break repair via synthesis-dependent strand annealing; replication fork reversal. The record is from RefSeq and is a predicted model, not a curated record. Lineage: Eukaryota; Metazoa; Chordata; Aves; Passeriformes; Tyrannidae.